Messenger RNA from Lepus europaeus (European hare), 4257 nucleotides. It is a transcript of the gene DDHD2, whose product is annotated as DDHD domain containing 2. The transcript has 18 exons. Bases 113 to 2257 code for a protein of 714 amino acids. Gene Ontology annotation, cellular component: COPII-coated ER to Golgi transport vesicle. Gene Ontology annotation, molecular function: protein binding; metal ion binding; triacylglycerol lipase activity. NCBI's taxonomy places the organism in Eukaryota, Metazoa, Chordata, Mammalia, Lagomorpha, Leporidae. The record is from RefSeq and is a predicted model, not a curated record.
CAGGCUCCGCCCCGCCCUGCCCGGGCCCGUGGGACCGGCGGCGGGGCCAUGUCGUGCCCGCCUCAGCGAGGGUCGGAGAGCGUGGGAGGCGGCGGGGCUGCCAGAGAGCGAGAUGUCAGCGGUGCAGUCACACCAGGAGCAGCUGUCCCAGUCGGAUCCGUCUCCAUCCCCAAACUCAUGUAGUUCCUUUGAGCUCAUCGACAUGGAUGCUGCCGGCGGUUUGUACGAACCGGUUUCUCCACAUUGGUUCUACUGUAAGACCGUGGAUUCUAAGGAGACAUGGAUUCCCUUUAACUCUGAGGAUUCACAGCAGCUGGAGGAGGCGUAUGGCUCCGGAAAGGACUGUAAUGGGAGAGUGGUCCCCACGGACGGGGGCAGAUACGAUGUUCAUCUGGGGGAGAGGAUGCGGUAUGCCGUUUACUGGGAUGAGCGGGCGUCGGAAGUGAGGCGGUGUACCUGGUUCUACAAGGGAGACAAAGAUAACAAAUACGUUCCCUACUCAGAGAGCUUCAGCCAAGUUUUAGAGGAAACUUACAUGCUUGCUGUAACUCUAGAUGAAUGGAAAAAGAAACUGGAGUCUCCCAACAGAGAAAUUAUUAUAUUACACAAUCCAAAGCUCAUGGUACAUUACCAGCCAGUUGCAGGGUCAGAUGAAUGGGGGUCGACACCCACUGAGCAGGGGCGACCGAGAACAGUGAAAAGAGGGGUUGAGAACAUCUCUGUUGACAUUCAUUGUGGGGAACCUUUACAAAUAGAUCACUUGGUUUUUGUUGUCCAUGGAAUUGGACCAGCUUGUGAUCUCCGUUUUCGAAGCAUUGUACAGUGUGUUAAUGAUUUUCGAAGUGUUUCCUUGAAUUUGCUACAGACACAUUUUAAGAAAGCUCAAGAAAAUCAGCAGAUUGGAAGAGUAGAAUUUCUUCCAGUCAACUGGCACAGUCCUUUGCAUUCUACUGGUGUGGAUGUAGAUCUGCAGCGAAUAACCCUGCCCAGCAUUAACCGCCUCAGGCACUUUACCAAUGACACAAUUCUGGAUGUCUUCUUCUACAAUAGCCCCACCUACUGUCAGACUAUCGUGGACACGGUUGCCUCUGAAAUGAACCGAAUAUACACACUUUUUCUGCAGAGGAACCCUGAUUUCAAAGGGGGUGUAUCCAUUGCUGGUCAUAGUUUAGGUUCGCUUAUAUUGUUUGAUAUCCUAACAAAUCAGAAAGAUUCUUUGGGGGAUAUUGACAGUGAAAAGGAUUCACUAAAUACUGCUAUGGAUCAAGGAGAUGCACCAACUCUGGAGGAAGAUUUGAAGAAACUUCACCUUUCUGAAUUCAUUAAUAUCUUUGAGAAGGAGAAAGUAGAUAAGGAAGCUCUGGCUUUAUGUACAGAGAGAGAUCUUCAGGAAAUGGGAAUUCCUUUAGGACCAAGAAAGAAGAUUCUAAACUAUUUCAGGACCAGGAGGGAUUCUGUGGGUGCUAGUGGGUCAGCUGCACAGUCGGCCUCAGGGGUGCGCACCCCCAAAGAGUCUGACGUCCACAGUAGUGCUGAUGAUUCUAGAAGUCGUGAAUAUCUAGAUGUUGGCAUUGGGCAGGUGUCAGUAAAAUACCCCCGACUCAUCUAUAAGCCAGAAAUAUUCUUUGCCUUUGGAUCUCCCAUUGGAAUGUUUCUUACCGUCAGAGGACUAAAAAGAAUUGAUCCCAACUACAAAUUCCCAACUUGCAAAGGUUUCUUCAAUAUUUAUCACCCUUUUGAUCCUGUGGCCUAUAGGAUUGAACCAAUGGUGGUCCCUGGAGUGGAAUUUGAGCCGAUGCUGAUCCCACAUCAUAAAGGCAGGAAACGGAUGCACUUAGAACUGAGGGAAGGCCUGACCAGGAUGAGUAUGGACCUCAAGAACAAUUUGCUGGGUUCCCUGCGGAUGGCCUGGAAGUCUUUCACCAGAGCUCCGUACCCUGCCCUCCAGGCCUCAGAAAGUACAGAAGACACUGAAGCAGCAGAACCUGAAUCCAGUGCAGAGAAGCCUUGUGGUGUGGACGCGGAAGAGACCGCCGUGGCCGUGAAAGAGGAAGUACCGCCCAUCAACGUGGGGAUGCUGAAUGGGGGCCAGCGCAUUGACUACGUGCUGCAGGAGAAGCCCAUUGAAAGCUUUAAUGAGUAUUUGUUUGCUUUACAAAGUCAUCUGUGCUACUGGGAGUCUGAAGAUACAGUAUUGCUGGUCCUCAAGGAGAUCUACCAAACCCAGGGGGUCUUCCUUGAUCAGCCCCUACAGUGACAGUGACCCACGGUGACCACGUAGGACGGACAUGGGGGACCCUUCCCCAGGAACCCCGCCCGUGCCUGGCCUCAGUUUUCCUCUUCUCAGCUGCAUCGUCUCCCGCCUGUCGCCCGCCACUUGCUCACAGUGAGGUCUUUGGAAGAUACUGUCCUCUUCCGGACGUGAGUGGAAAAGCGAAGGGAGACUGUCCCUCUCCCCGCUUCCUGGGAACUCUGGCCAUUCUUGCUUCAUGGCUCAUUCUCCGGCGAUGGGGCAUCGGUGCCACACUUCGCUGCUUAGUGCUGGAGGUGGUGUGAAGUCUGUUUGGAGUUUGAUUUGUUUUGGGUUGGGUAGAAAUGAUUCCUAGGGAGUUACGUUUAGAAAACGUAGUUUUGAAGCAGGUUCUUGAGCUUUUUAGGGCACGCUGAUCUCUCGGCGCUUUCUAAGUGGAUGUGGCGAAGGCGGACAGAUUCUGAGCCGGCGCUGCCGUCCGCGUGUGCCGUGUGAAGACCAGAGUGUAGCUUUCAGACAGCAUUGUUUCCUCUCCUACAGACCAACAGAGUUACUGUGAGGGAUCACUGAUGUCAGCCCUUGUUUCUACAACUGUGUGAGCCGCUUAAGUCCGCAGUGGGCAGGUUAGUGCACUGACGUGCGUCUCUACAAGAGUUUACAUACCUACAUCUGUCCCUUUUACCAUAUUCCAAGUUAGGAGACUCUAGAUGAAGCUGAAUUAGUUAUUUGGUAAUAGCUUUUAUUAUGUUGAGGAUGAAGUUGUAAAAGCUGACCAACUUGAAAUUACAAACUAAGCGGCUUGAAAAGACUGUAAACAAAAUCUUCUAGUGGUGCCCUUGUGGUGAAACAAUUUAAAUCAUAGCCACCUGCACUGUGUGAAGGCGGUGUUGUGUCCUUUCGGAAUGUCUGUCGAUGUCACUGUCCUCUUAGGUACCCACAUCCUGAAUAUUUUAAAGGCUCUUGGAACAGGGCAUUGUUGGUUGAGCAGGAAGGUUUGGAUAGGGAGAAGUGGUUAACUUACUUGGGAAGAAAACCCAUGCCUGUAGGGCCAAAGGAAUAGUGUCGGCCGGGUCUGGAGCGGGCAGACAGAGGCUUGCCCUGGGGAGCGCGGUGCAGGUGGGCUGCGCUUUCUUUGCUGAGGUCCCUGCUCACCACUUUGCUGCAGGCAUGUGCCGUUCUCGGGACAGUCUCCCUGGCAGACUCGCACAGGCCCCAUUGAACCGGCAUGGGCGGGCCAUCCAGAUGUGUUGUUUUGUGAAUGUGUCAUGAUUUCCAAAGCGCUGUCGUUUCAUAUUCACUGAAGCCAGCCCUUAAAUAGCAGUGGGCUCUGUCCCUUUCUGGAGAGAGAGGAGGGCCAAUUCCCGUCACCUUGGAGACCACAGAGGUAAGCGUACGGUACAGGAGACGGGGCCUUCCCUGUCAUCUGCUUAGACUGAUGCUGAGGAAGCGCGCCACUGGACACGUGGGAUCCUGAAGUCACUGGGAAUGAAGUGGCAUCCUCUGUAUACGAAAGGGGAAGAUUUUGUUCUGAGCUGCUCUCUUCAGAUUUGCUGACUUCACAUAAGCAGAACAGGUACUGUUUAGGAGUAAACCAAAGGACAAGCAACAGUGGGUCCCUGUAACCAAAGACAGCAUGACCUGGAUAGCGGGCACUGAAUGUCUCUCCUGUGGGGAGGGACCUUGCAUCUGGUAAGAUCACGGCUGGAUUUAACUCCACAUGGCAGUCAGCUUGCCCGAUCCUUGAUUUAGGCAGAUAUUUGCACUGCUUCAUCUGUAUCAUGUGCAAUCUCUUGACCAAUCCUGUACAACCCUAGUACAACAGCGUUUUCUAUGUAUUCCCAGUUGCAGAAUUACUAUGGCUUAGUUCAACAAAACAGAUUGUUUGCAUGAAAAAAUUAAUAGCACUGAUGAGCUUUCUAAUAUUUUGCACUUUUGAAAUGUUUGUUUUUUACAUAAUUAUAUUUAAAACUUUAGUAAAUACUAAAAUAAAAUCAUAUUGACCAGUU